GAAUUCAUCACUUUGAAGAAUGAUUCUUUAUUGUUUUCAUAAGGAGAUUGAUUAACUCUAGUACUCUUGAUCUCUCUGUUGUCGCACCCUCACCUCACCCUCACUCUCGGUCUGCUCUCCGAUCUCUCCCCGAUCUAUCAGACGCCGAAGCCCAGAAAUUGAAAGAGUAUCUCUUGGAAAUUCAGUCACUGGUAUAAUAUAAUUUUGUGGCAUCAAGAUGCCGAUCGAUAAGAGUUGGACGUCAUUAAGGAAGCGUAACUGUGAUGCUUAUUGGAACGGUCUCCAAGCCUUCUUGAGAAUGGCAAAAGAACACGUAGACUGCGAUGGGAGAAUUUUAUGCCCGUGUGUGAGGUGCCUGAAUGUUAAACUACAAACUAUAGAUACAGUGGAGGCUCAUGUCUUUGACAAGGGUUUUCAACAGAGUUAUCAAAAGUGGGUUUACCACGGUGAGGUGGAAGCUAGUGUCGCCAAUGAGGUAGUUGAGGAGAAUGAAGAUGUAGACGAGAUGGUUGACGUCGUUGAUGAUUUCAUCUUACCGACAAAUGCAGAGGAAGCAGAUGGUGUGUCUGGCAGUCGAAUGGGACAGUAUUAUGACGAGUUGUUCGACGAGAUUGAAGCUGAGUUGUAUCCGGGUUGUGAUUGGAUAUCAUCCUUAAAAUUUUUGGCGAAGUUGAUGCAUUUGAAAGUUAGAGGGAAGUGGCCAAAUAACUCUUUCGAUGAAUUGUUGAAGUUACUAAAAUUUGCAUUUCCGAAAGAUAAUAAAAUUCCCCCAACACACUAUGAGGCGAAAAAGAAGCUGAGUAAGUUAGGGUUGGGAUAUCAAUCAAUCCAUGUGUGUAAAUAUGAUUGUUCCUUAUUUUAUAAUGAGCAUGCAAGCAAAGAUUCAUGUCAUGUGUGUGGGAGUAGCCGAUGGGUCAAUGAAAAGAAGAAGGGGAAAAAGGUUCCACACAAGGUGAUGCGUUACUUUCCGUUGACUCCCAGAUUAAAGCGAAUGUACAGUUCAAGACAUACAGCUAAUGACAUGUUAUGGCAUCAUACUGGGAGAUCAAUAGAAGAUGGGGUGAUGCGUCAUCCGGUUGACGGGUCUGCAAGGAAAGACUUUGAUGCCACCCAUCCUGAUUUUGCAAAAGAUCCUAGAAAUGUUCGUCUAGGCUUGGCUGCUGAUGGGUUUAAUCCUUUUGGCAACAUGAGCUUAUCAUACAGCAUGUGGCCUUUAAAACAAUUGUGGAUUAACGGAGUCGACACAAGAGAUGGCACAAGGAAUGAAUUGUUCAAGAUGCGUGCAGCCCUUCUGUGGACAAUUAACGAUUUCCCUGCUCGUAGUAGCUUGUCUGGUUGGAGCGGGCAAGGGUAUAAAGCAUGUCCAACGUGCAAUGAAGACACCACUUCCAUUCGAGUGAUUGGUAAGACAUCGUAUGUCGGUCAUAUGCGAUUCUUGAGGAGUAAUCAUAAGUAUAGAAGGGACAAGGAAUUUGAUGGCAAAGUUGAGAAAAGAAAUCCUCCACAACAGUUUACUUGUCAACAAGUUUUAGAUCAAGUCAAUGCUUUACCGCUUCAAGUGUCUGGUAAACAUGACAGAUUUAAGGGGGUGAAGCGCAAGCGAGGUGGAGGGGAAAAGGCGAGAUUUCUGUCAAUUUUUGAAAGGAGUGAAGUUGCCCGAUGGUUUUUGUUCUAA
Messenger RNA from Humulus lupulus (European hop), 1675 nucleotides. RefSeq lists its product as uncharacterized. The record is from RefSeq and is a predicted model, not a curated record. The transcript is spliced from 6 exons. NCBI's taxonomy places the organism in Eukaryota, Viridiplantae, Streptophyta, Magnoliopsida, Rosales, Cannabaceae. Bases 218 to 1675 code for a protein of 485 amino acids.